Molecule: messenger RNA, 4931 nt
Organism: Gigantopelta aegis
Lineage: Eukaryota; Metazoa; Mollusca; Gastropoda; Neomphalida; Peltospiridae
Product: cell wall protein RBR3-like
Exons: 3
Coding region: 190-4215 (1341 amino acids)
Source: RefSeq, a predicted model, not a curated record
AUUUGUUUAUUUACUUCCUUUAAAAAUUGAAAUCGAAAAUAGGUUAUUUUGGCGUCAGAACAUUGAAAAUGACGCAGAUUCCUAGAAAAUAUUACAACAUCUGACAUUAUGUUAUCACAGAAGAUGUUUUUUGUGCACACAUAGCAGUGUUUGCCAAGUUGUACUUAAGACGAUUACUGAUAAUCAAACAUGGGAAAUCAAGAUUCUAAGGCUGAUGCCAGUGAUUCAGAUUCGGAGAAGAACGAACAAUACACACACCACAUAAAGGUCUUUGAGCAGGUGUCGAAGCCUGCAUCGUCUGGGUCCGACUCUGGAGGGGACGAUGCCUACCACAGUGGUUCUGAUCACGAGAGAGCCGAUGUCUCCAGACAAGACGAAAGUGAGUCGAUGAAUGAUAGCGACAGCUUCAGUGAGGUGGAAGAAGAGGAGUCUAUUGAAUCGGUGGAGGCACCCGAGGAAGAACCCAGCUCCAGAGUGACUGGUUCUGAGGACAAGGAACAAGAUGUGAAAGGUAGAAUCGACGAGUCUGUCAAAGGAUCAGACAGAGGAAGCAGGUUUAUGGAGAGACAGGUUAAGCCAAUACUAGGAUUUAUCGACUCCUCAGAAAAUGAUGAUGAUGAUCUGGGGAGUGAGGAUGAGAUACUUAUGGAGAUUGAUAAAUGCUUAGAAACUACUUCUUCACCAUCAUCUCAUUCUGUGAGUAGUAUACCGAAGACAGGUAAGACGAAUCGGUCACCACGAAACCAAGUGGCCACCAGCAGUCCCACAUCCAGGAUGAUAGACAUGGUUUCUGUUGAGGCUCCAAAAAGAUCAAGUCAAGCUGGUACUGCAGGUGGCUCGGUGAAAAGGAAGAUAUCGGACGUCGAGCCUGAGGUAAUCACCAAUGCUGAUGUCAGGAGCACUGGAGGCUCCAACAGGCCUUUUAAAGGAAGUGCUGGAAUCCCAGAUGAACAGGCGACCCAGAAGCAGCCGAAGACCACACGGUCUACAAAGAAAGAAGGUCAUCGCUCUCCUAAACAGUUUGAACACUUCACUAAUUCUCCAUUCAGAACCAAUAAUCUUCUGAAGCCAGCUGCUAGACAUGUGGGUGUUUCUGAACAGGAAAGGAUCAGGACACCGGAAUUAGUAAAAGCUGCAAUUGACAUGUCCAUGCCAAAGUCAUCACUGGUGUCUGCUGUGCUUGAUGCUAAGGAAAAUACCAAUUCACAGAAAUUGCAGGAUGAAAAAAAAAGUGAUCAACACCCAGUGGUUUAUACUCAGAAACAGAAGAAAUUUCCAAAACAUUUACUAAAGGAAAAAAACACUGAGGAAAUGUCUAGUAAACAGUCACCGACACUUCAACAUUUUACACUGACACCCUCAACGUCAGUGCAUGACGAAAUGGAUCCUACAGAUGUCGGUUCUGGUAACAGUCAGCAGGCUGAUUCGCAUGUCAAUGAAAGUAAAACCAGCACUACAACGGUGCCUUUGCCGGUGAGUCCAAAAGUUACACCGUCACCAGUAAGCAAAGACAGAACUGAUCCUAAGGAUGUUCAAUUUGGUAGUGGUCCAACAUUUUCCUCAUACAUCUAUCAAGGUAAAACAACAGCAGUCGAGUCUGUCCAAGUCAGCCCUAAAGCUACAUCUUCACCAAUUGAAGAGCAUGGCGCCAGGUUUGGUAUUGAUCAGACAUCAUCCUCACAUGGUGGGGAAGAAAACGUUGGCCCUGCAUCCGAGUCUUUAAUGGUCAGCUCCAAAGCUUCACCCUUGCCAUCAACUCAAGAACAAAUUGCUACUAAGAAUGUUGUCGUCAAGUUUGGUGGUGGUCACACAGUUUCUACUAAUACCAAUGAAAGAGUUAGCCCCUCAACCAUAUCUUUCUCAACUCAAUUUAAGGGAUCAUCAUCAUCAUCAUCAACUGAAAAUAUGCCGAACAUAAGAACUAAAAAGCCUGAAAAUGUUGCUCCACAGUCUGGUAAUAUUGACAAGACAUUGACCCAAACAACUGCUAUUGUCUCACCACAUGUUGCUUCAUCUAAGAUGUCAUCUGCCAUGACUUCAACUGAGGAUCUCUUUGCCGAGACCCAGGAAUCCAAGACGACUGACCGUUCCUGUGGUCCUGCAGUUAUAACAUCUCCACCAUACCAGUUUCCAGAAAUAUCGCUGAAUAUGAACCGUAUUGUCCAUACAGCUUCGGUAGGGUCACAGACAUUUUCUUCGGUUGAACAUGAAUUACCAGCACCUCACCCAGCAUCUGGAUCGGAUGUGAUGCCUGUUCAUGUUCCUAUGGCCACACAAACUAGCUCACCACCAGAAGGUAAUCCAGAUUAUGAAUCUGGUGUGAUGACUGAACCGAUGGAUACUGAAUAUACUUCAUCACCAAUGAGAGUUGUCCCAAGCCAUGGAUCUGGUAUGAUGACUGUUCCUAUGGUUACAGGAUAUAGUUCAUCACCAACUCAGACUGUCUCAUCUCCUGGGAUUUCAGUUGUAAAACAGGUGAUUCCACAGCAUGAAAUGAGCAUCAAGCUAGAAAGGUUUGGGUCUGUGUUGCCACCAAGAGGCAAUGUUCCUUCUACAAGGAACAGUAUGUUGAACGCAUCUGUCAACAAGACUCCAAUCAAACGACCUGCAUCACCAGAGUCUACUGAAGUGAAUAUGAGAUCAUCUUCUGAUGACACCCUGCCAACCAGACCUGGUACCACUGGUUUUCAGAACUACCCGUCUCAGGGUUUCAUUAAUCCAACAAGACCAACAUGGUCCUCAUUUGCUGACAAGCAGAAAACCACCAGCAGUGAGACCGCCGGUAAUUUGGUUUCAGAGACGGCUAAUGUUGAAACUAUGAGGAAUCCAUUUUAUGCUGGCACUUCGAGCACACCAGAAAACACAAGUAGCAUUCGGUCUGAAUUGACGGCAAAACAUUCUUCUGUCGCGCAGAAUUCAAAUGAAGUCAAUGUUGGUAUGAUUGGUCAGAAGCCUUCAGUUUCUGCAGGUAAACCAGUUUCACUGGCUACCCCAAGAGCAACAGUUGCAACACCUUUUAACUCUUUUGCAAGAAGCCAUCAGCCAAUAUUUCCAAGUACGAUAUCUUCAGGAGAUUAUACUAGAAAAACAGACAUGGUUACAUCAAAUGCUAGCAGACCUGUUCCUUCAGCAUCUAUCUCAAGAUCCAACGAAGACCAGUCUGCCAAUUUUAGAACAUCCGAAACGGCUUCACACGGUCCUGUUCAGACUAAUAAUCCAGCAGGUAGAACUGGAGCUGCAGAUAGACAGAGUGGUGAACAUGCUGGCCACUCCAUGUCUACUGCAGCAGCUGUAGGACGGAACAUCAUGAGAUCUCAAGAGCGGCUGACUCCAGCAGGUUCAGCUGAAGACAGAUUCGCGAGGACUCGAGAACCACAGAUAUCGGCAACCAAAAUAAAAUCUGAGUCAAAGGAACCUCCAGCUCCACCUGUCGAAAUGAACCCACUGUCAAACAAGGGAGACAAGUACACCUUCGAGCUCGCAGACGACCUCAAGAUCCACAUCUGCUAUGGGGAUCUCGUUGAGCAGACGGCCGAUGCCAUAGUGAACUCCACCGAUGGUCAGCUGACUCACGUGAACAGGACCUCGAUGUCCGUGGCUGCUGCUGCAGGAAAUACCAUGAUCAACCAGUGCCAGAACUUCCUCCGGCAGAACGGUGGACCCCUGGAGAAGGCCCAGGUGUUCAACACUGUGGCAAGCGGGACUCUGGUCGGCAAGGUGUCUCACAUCCUGCACGUCCCGGCUCCGACAUGGAUUGUGGAAAACGAGACUCAGUCAUGUAAUGACCUGCUCAAAUCUUUGCUAAACUGCUUGACCUACGCCAAUGAUCAUCUCAAGCUCAAGUCCAUCGCCUUCCCACUGGUGGGCACAGACUACCCAGCUGAUGCGUGUAUCAACGCCUUCUUCAAAGCGAUGCUCGUGUUUGUCUUCGAGAAGCGGCCAGACUCCCAGCUCCGGGACAUCUCUGUGGUGAUAGAUGACUUCUACCUGGCUCAGUUCUGCCUUCAGAUGAUACAGUCUCUGCUGGAACAGAUUCUUCUCGAGGGAAUCGACGGAGCGAUGGCUGAGGCGGUGAACAGCUACUACGGCGGGAACCAGUGGGAGCGGCAGCAGAACGACAUCAACCAGAGCAGACUGGGUGAGCGUGUCGACGAAGACGCGACGGUGCCCAUGACUCUCUUCAGAGGACCAGCUGUUAAAAGGCCAAAACUGUAACAUGUGUUCCAAAACUGUUAAAAACAUGAUGUGCAAAACUGAAACAUGUUUCAAAACAGUUUAAAACAUGUUUCAAAACUGUUUAAAACAUUAUGUGCAAAACUGAAACAUGUUUCAAAACUAAUGUGGCAUGUUUCAAAAUUUAUACUUUUCAAAGUUUAAAACAUGAUGUGCAAAACUGAAGCAUGUUUCAAAAUUUAUACUUUUUAAAGUUUAAAGCAUGAUGUGCAAACCUGAAUUGUUUUAAAACUGGCAUGUUUAAAACUUGAUGCAAAAAUGAAACAUUUCAAAACUGUAACAUGUUUCAAAACUGCAACAUGUUUUCAAAUCAACACUUUUCAAAACUGUGUAAAACUGAAACAUGUUUCAAAACUGUACGAUGAAAAAUGGUCAAACAUGUUGGCAUGUUCCAAAAGUGAAACAUUUUGCAAACGUAUAAUAAAUUCCAGUACUGUAUCAUGUUGCAAAAUUGACAACUUUCCAAACUAAAACUUGUUUCACAACUGUAACAUGUUCCAAAACUACAACAUGUUAUAAAACUGUAAAAAGUUCCAAAUCUUAACAUGAACAUGAUAUUUCAAAACUGUAAUUUCAAAACUGAAAUAUGUACCAUUUAACUGUAACAUGUUUUUUGACAUGUUCCAAAACUGUAAAUGUGCAACAAUAAUAAAAAAUGUCACAAAAACUAUAACAUAUAACUAAUAUUUUAUAAAAGC